This is a messenger RNA of Pungitius pungitius (ninespine stickleback), 937 nucleotides long. RefSeq names its product glutathione peroxidase 7 (gene gpx7). Gene Ontology annotation, biological process: response to oxidative stress. The transcript has 3 exons. Lineage: Eukaryota; Metazoa; Chordata; Actinopteri; Perciformes; Gasterosteidae. Gene Ontology annotation, molecular function: glutathione peroxidase activity. Bases 50 to 610 code for a protein of 186 amino acids. The record is from RefSeq and is a predicted model, not a curated record.
CUUUCGGACGCAUCCCGUACGACCCGAACCACUCUGUUGCGUGACUGUAAUGAUGCUCCCAGCUGCACUGGCCGUGUUGCUAACUCUAUUCAGCCUCAUUGAGACCAAAGAGAAAGACUUUUAUACUUUUAAAGUUGUGAACAUCAGGGGGAAGUUAGUAUCCCUGGAAAAAUAUCGGGGCUCGGUGUCCCUGGUGGUGAACGUAGCCAGUGAAUGUGGCUUCACUGAAGAGCACUACAAAGACCUGCAGCAGCUCCAGCGGGACUUUGGGCCGUAUCACUUCAAUGUGCUGGCCUUCCCCUGCAACCAGUUUGGGCAGCAAGAGCCGGGCAGUGACAAGGAGAUCGACAGCUUUGUUCGCAGAGUUUACGGCGUCUCUUUCCCCAUGUUCAGUAAAAUCGCUGUUGUUGGAACUGGAGCCAACAAUGUCUACAAGUACCUUGUUGAGUCUUCUGGAAAUGAGCCUGACUGGAAUUUCUGGAAGUAUCUCCUUGAUGUAAAUGGGAAAGUGGUGAAUGCAUGGGGACCAAAGGUUUCCGUCAAAGAAAUCAGACCCAAAAUAGCCGAAAUGGUGGGCCAGAUAAUCGUAAAGAAGAAAGAAGAGCUUUAACCUCUAAUUAAAACGACCCUUUGGCGUUCGGGUUAGAUUUGAAGAGAUACAUUUAACAGAUGUGUUUUGCUUGUACAAUCAGACUUGGUCAGACUAAACCAUUACCAAGUCCCAUACCAAAAGCAAGUUUUACCUGUUUACUAAAAUAACUGAUGAAACACCACUAUUCUUCUCAAUUUCAAUAUCAAGUUUUGUAUCAGAUGGAUGUAAUUUGAAGCUGCACCUUUGAACCAAAGGUAAUGUUAUCCUGUAUAUCGCAUGCAUUAUGUGAUUUAUGUGAUUAUGUUUCAUUCAGUCUGCUUUUGUUCAAUAAACCUAAACAAAGUA